AGAUCGCCUGAGGCAUCUCGUCUGUCAUCACGAGAAGCUGUCUUCUCUUCUAUUUUUCUUCUACAAUUUCACCUUCUUCAUCGUCAUUGAUCAUCAUCUGAAAAUGGAUGCAAUUCUGGCGAAUAUCAGUUUAGAAGAGGCGGUCACAGAUCCGCUCAUUGUCUCCAUGCUCCAAGAGCACGAGCCGUCUCAGUUGGUAGCACACGGAGAGGAUGUACUUAAUUCAACAAUGGAAGAGAACAUUGGUAACUACUCGGACUACUAUCUCAUCAAGCGGGUUCCAUUUUAUGAAAACUACAGCCAAGAAACGAUGGCAACAACUGCAGUAUUUCUAUGUGGACAUCUUGGAGCACUUUCUGUGAUUCUCAAUUUAUUUGUCAUUAUUGCAUUAUUGAGACAUAGACGACGAGUUCUUUCAAAUGUUUUCUAUGUCAUUGUACUUCAUUGUGCAGUUCUAGAUGUUGCAAGAGGAGUAUGUCUCAUUUUGUACGGAUUGCCAUACUUUGCCAAUUCAUUCUACAAUAUCAAUUUAGAUAUUCAUACACGAAUACACUUAUUUCAACUAUCCAGAUUUGCACUUGUAAUUCUGCGUGUUUGCAAUCUUUUGACUAUUUUCAAUUUAUUGGUUUUCACCACAAAUGAGUACAUUGUCAUUCGAUAUCCACUUCAUUAUCGACGAUAUUUCCGUAGAAAAUUUGUGCUUAUUAUCCUAGCAAUUUGUUGGACAAUGAGCAUAAUGAUGGCUCUUGGUAUAUUGUAUUCAUCAUCAAAAUCUCAAACAGAAUGGCUUCCACCAGAAGAAAGAGGAAUUGAUUUUGCAACAAUUACAAUGGUUCUUAUAUCAUCACUUUGUUUUGUUACAUUGGGAACUGUUGUGAUAUGUUACAUUUCAAUUCUUCGAACAAUUCGAAAAUUCAAAGACGAAGGAUGUUUAAAUAAUGAUGAAUCUCAUCGAAUUCAUAAUCGAUCACUUCAUAGACCAAUCAAUGGACAAGGAUCAAAUUGUUCAAAUGGAAGCAGGGGUUCAAAAUGGAGAAGUGUCCAAGCAAUGUCACGUCACAAGUACAUAUAUGUUAUUGGAUCAGUUCUAAUUGUUGAUCUACUCUUCCUUUGCCCAUAUUCUGGAAUUCAAAUGGUUUCAUUUCUUCAUAUCAAUAAUUUCCUUCAAAUUACACACGGAAGUACAUUAAUCAGAUGGUGGCUUCAAGUUCUUAUUGGAGUUCAUUCUGUAUGUCAACCACUUUGUUAUUUCCGAAUGACAGAAUUCCGUCGUUUGGCAUGUUGUAAUCCAAGGCGUCCGUGGAAUAGGACAAAGAGCUUCUCACAAAUGAAUAAAAGUUUUGCCAAUACUCGGUCGAAUGUUAGAGAAGAUGAAAACGGAAACAAUACUGCUGAAAUCGAAGUGACUCCAAAUGAACCGUUGUUAAGAAAUGGAGAAAAUGGAGGAACGCCCUCUCGCCGUUCACCAACAAUUGCUUGGACGAGAGGAGAAUCGGUUCGCUUUCGAACUUAUGGAAAUGAGAUUGGCCAUCACAUUCCAACGAAGAAAAAUGAAUCGAAAGAGCCUCAAUGUGAAAUUGAAAUGAUUCCAAUCUCAACUGGAUCUGCAAGUCCAUCUGAUGAUUCAGCUGUGCAAAUUCCAAUUAUUGAUGAUUCUCCGCUUGUUUAAUUUUGCCUGUUUUGUAUUUAAUUUAUCUAAUUAUUCACAUUUUCUAAUGAUCUCAACUGUAUCAUGAUGCUUCGUUUGUCCCGGUCUCUUGACACCGAUCCCGCUUCCCACAAUCAAUGUGAUUGAAUUCUGUCUGACUUGAAAAAAAUAUAAUUAUCUCAUCUCAAUGUACACUUUCAUCAAUCAAUUUUGAAUUUUCGUUUUAUGCAUUAAAGGAAAAUAUGAAUUGACUGUAAGACAUU
Caenorhabditis elegans is the source of this 1911-nucleotide messenger RNA. It is a transcript of the gene F36D4.4, whose product is annotated as G-protein coupled receptors family 1 profile domain-containing protein. Gene Ontology annotation, biological process: G protein-coupled receptor signaling pathway; signal transduction. Gene Ontology annotation, molecular function: G protein-coupled receptor activity. Lineage: Eukaryota; Metazoa; Nematoda; Chromadorea; Rhabditida; Rhabditidae. The record is from RefSeq and is marked reviewed. The coding region runs from base 311 to 1669 and encodes 452 amino acids. Gene Ontology annotation, cellular component: plasma membrane; membrane. The transcript has 12 exons.